UUCUUUAUUAUGCAUAAAACAUAAAACCACUUAAAAGGAUUGAUUACUUUAUCUAUGAAUGUAAAUAAGUGUCAAGCUUGUGUCAAGUUAACCCAAUAUUCCACUGAGCAAGUAAACUAUCAAUAUUCUAUGCAGAACAAUUCGACAUCAGUAUUUUAAUUGGUUACGUACAAUAAUAAAUAACCAAAAAAAUUGUAUUGGCCACCAUUCAAUAUGACCGAAACAGAUGCUACUCGAAAACCAUUAACAAUGCCUGAAAUAUUUAUACCAUACUUGGAGAAGUACAGGAUUUAUAAAGCCUUCAAGGACAUGGUCGAAGACCUCGUGCUGACUUUGCCUAAGGACCAUUUAAAGCAAAUCAAAAUAUUUUUAGGGCGCCAUUUGCAUAGCACCAAGGACAUAGAUAGGAUUAUGAUACUUGUAUCUCCAGAAUUAAAGAUUGAUAUCAAGUCUUUGGUAAAAGAGUUAAUCAAAGAUUUGGGAUAUAUAGUCAUCACAAGGAGAUGUGUUUUGGAUCGUUAUCAAAAGCGCGAAGACUACGUGCCCGAGUGCAUCUCUCCGGUGAUUAUGUCCGAGGUCACCAAAGCGCUCGCCAACAAGGAGCCGGUGGCUCAAGCGGGAUGGCUCAUGUUUGAUCAUCCGUGCACGUUACGCGAGGCGCGCUGCUUGCAACAAGACGGGGUACUACCGACGGUGACCCUGGCGCUCACGCCCACGCCGCCGCAAGCACCGAGAGCGGAGAAUCCUCUCACUGCCAAAAGGGACUUUUUCCAACAAGACUUCGAAGGGCUCAAGUAUGCGUACAAGGCGACGCUAAAGGAAGUUCAUAUUGAACCCGAAGACGAUACACUAAAGAUAUCAUUGAAAUGCUGCAAUGCGAUUCGCGCUUGUGCCUCAGGUCUUCAGGGUCCAUUCCAGGGUUACCACGUGGUAGGCGCGCCGGGCGUGUACCGCGUGCUGUUGCUGGGCCCGCCCGGCUGCGGCCGCUCCACGCAAGGCUCCCAGCUGGCGAAACAUUUUGGAAUUACUCACGUAAAUUUUAACGACCUGUACAACGAAGCGUUACAGAGGAACGAUGAAGUCGGAGAAAAGUUGCGCAAUUUCGGACCCAGCGUGCUUCUGAAGGCUGAAAUUAUAAAACGACGCAUUAUGAAAAAGGACUGUAUUGAACUUGGCUGGGUGAUGAGUGGUUACCCAACCAAUGGAAUGGAUUUUGAGAACCUAGAUAACAUGGCGACUCCACCCAAUAGAGUGAUCUUCAUGGACGCUAGCUGGGAGACCUGCAAGAAGCGGCUGAAGGAGCGCACAGUGGAUUGGUGUACCGGCGAACCCGCCGCGCCCGGCUCCAACCCGCGUGUGCUGUCGCAUCCCGUCAAAACAGAAUCCAACAUAGAUAUGGAGUUGGACUUUUACUUUUCUGAAGCUUUGGCCGAAUUACGUGCAGCCGCUGGCAUCACCGCAGUGGAAGUCAACGCAAACGAGUCGUUUGGUAAUAUAAAAAAUUUAUACAAAAUUAAUCUAUGACGACUGACGAUAAAUGUAUUAGACUGUAGGGCCGCGUAACUUAUUGAAUAUCUCGUUAUCAGCCCUCACCGAAACAAAUAUAAUUUAUGUACGCUCGAUUAGUUCUCGCAUUUUUUUUAGGUCAAUGACCCCUUUGUUUCCAGAUUACGUACAGGUGAAGCUCCAAGCAGCGGUCAUUGCCGCGCCUGCUUUUGACAUAGAAAGCUGUGCUCAACUGAAGAAUGUACGAGCAGACUAAUUUAAAACAUUCUUAUUUAAUUUAUCAGUCUUUACUUUUUUUAGCGAAUUGGUAAUGGAAAUAAAAAAUAAACAAGUUUCAUAGAAAAUCUUUUUUUAUU
Chilo suppressalis (striped riceborer) is the source of this 1862-nucleotide messenger RNA. Lineage: Eukaryota; Metazoa; Arthropoda; Insecta; Lepidoptera; Crambidae. The record is from the annotation of a GenBank genome assembly.